CGCCUUGCCUCUCUGGCGGUUUGGGGGCCGCCUCCUCCACCCUCAUCGCAGAGGAGCCCGCUCACUCUCCCAGGGGACCAAGUCAAGUCACCGUCGCUGUCUCUUUUGGCACCGUUACCAUGGCUGUUUCCUUCUGGCGGGGAGAAGCCUUCGCGAUGCAGACCCUUCCGAGUGCCCUUUGGAUGGCACUUUGGGGGUUAGCGCGCCUUUGGGCCGGGGCCCAAGCGGGCUGUUCAGAAGUGGGGCGGUGCUGCCCUGGGCGGGACCCCACCUGCUUCGGCCGGGGCUGGAGGCUGGACAGGGUUUAUGGGACGUGCUAUUGUGACCAAGCGUGUCGGCUCACUGGGGACUGCUGCUUCGACUACUCCAGGGCGUGCCCAGCUCGCCCAUGCAUUGUGGGAGAAUGGAGUUCCUGGAGCAGUUGUGUAGAUCAAUGUAAACCUGCAACACGUGUGCGGAGACGUUAUGUGCAUCAGGAACCUCAGAAUGGUGGGGAGUCUUGCCCACACCUUGAAGAGAAAGCUGGCUGUCUGGAAUACACAACUUCCCAUGGACAGGAUUGUGGGCAUUCAUAUGUUCCUGCUUUUAUCACUACCUCUGCAUAUAACAAGGAAAGGAAAAGACAAGUGGUAUCUCCACAGUGGUCUGCAGACACAGAGGAUGCUGGAUAUUGUAUGGAGUUCAAGACAGAGUCCUUGACUCAUUAUUGUGCUAUGGAAAAUCGUCCUCUGACCCGCUGGAUGCAGUACCUUCGAGAGGGUUAUACUGUGUGUGUAGAUUGCCAACCUCCAGCCAUGAAUACUGUGAAUCUACGUUGUUCUGGAGAUGGUCUAGAUUCUGAUGGGAAUCAGACUCUUCAUUGGCAAGCAAUUGGUAAUCCUCGAUGUCAAGGAACAUGGAAAAAAGUUCGGCGAGUGGACCACUGCUCCUGUCCAGCUGUGCACAGUUUCAUUUUUAUUUAAAGCAUAAGCAAUUUUUAAAAACAUGUAAAUACUUUUAAUAUCAUAAAGAACAUUUAAUACAUUUCACAAAUCUUUAAAAAUUAUUUGCUAUGUGCUAAACACUUGUCAUGCUUUGAUGAGAAUAAAGAAUAAAGAAGGGAAUUGUGGCAUAGAAUCCAUGUCUUAAAAGUAAGGGACUAUCCCACAUGACUACUAUGAAGUUUGUCUAUACUAGAUACUUCUAUAGACUCUCCUUGUAGGAAGUCUAUGAGACACACAUGAUACAUAUUUGUAUUGCAUUGAAGUUAUCAUCCCACAUCCAACAAAAGUAUUUACAUUUCAUGUUAAGAUUUUUUUUUCCAUGUCAAACAUCUCCUUUGAAUUUCCUAAAUCAUCAGGAAUGAUGAAGACCUGAAUAACUAGGUGUGGAUGGCAGAGAAAGAAUGAAAUAUUGAUGGAAUUGCUCUCUGAAA
Molecule: messenger RNA, 1414 nt
Organism: Sarcophilus harrisii (Tasmanian devil)
Lineage: Eukaryota; Metazoa; Chordata; Mammalia; Dasyuromorphia; Dasyuridae
Gene: SBSPON
Product: somatomedin B and thrombospondin type 1 domain containing
Exons: 5
Coding region: 120-962 (280 amino acids)
Source: RefSeq, a predicted model, not a curated record